Molecule: messenger RNA, 825 nt
Organism: Cotesia congregata
Lineage: Eukaryota; Metazoa; Arthropoda; Insecta; Hymenoptera; Braconidae
Source: the annotation of a GenBank genome assembly
AUGUUAAGAUUUAUAUUGAUAGCGCUCCUGACGAGCUGCCGAGUGAAUGGAAAUACCGAUAGUACAAAUGAGCCGCAUCAUCGGCAGAAACGAGUAUUUUGGAUUACCAAUGAUGGCAGAAUAGCUCUACCACCUGGUACUAUAUUGACCAUCACUCCUACGAUUGCUUUACCUUUCGUACGUUAUCCACCUCAUGGAUUUCUCAGUAAUAUGACGAUAAGUCUUCCUUUCACAAUUGACUUCGACAAAUUAGGAUUAACAGACAACGAAAAUCCUUACGGAGCAUUACCGCCGGUGUUUGGCCGCGGAAUGGAAAGUAGAAAAGCCGGUAUGAUGAUGGCCGAUUUCAUAGCCUCGUUCAUAAAACGACGAUUACAUAAACGUGAUUUAGAGGAAGCACCACCUAAAAAUGCAUUUCACGGAGGAGAGCGCGCAUUAUUGUACGUAACUGCGGAGGAAAUGCUCUCCACGCUGGGUAUGGACGGCAAGGCUUGCUUAUUGCGCGCUAUUUGCGAAGUUCAAGGCCACCCGCUCAGUAAUUUUGGGCUUGUCGGUGAAAUGCUUAAACUAUUUUUCACGGCAAGUAAAUCGCCGUUUGCUGAGCUACUGAACGAGUAUGUAGAAGCUGAAAACCGUGGAAAAAUUCAUGGAGAGUGCUGGCCUUAUUAUAAAAAUUGUCCUAAAUCAUUGUUUUUACCUUCGACUAAUCGAUAUACAAAAGACAGCAAUGAUAUAGAAGAACCAAAUGAUGAAAACGAAAUAAAAGACCAAAAAUCAGAUUACGACAGACAAAGUCAAGAAUACAUGAUUAACCCAUCCAUGUAA